AUGGCGCAGUCUCAUCCGCCUUUAAGGAAAUAUCUGAUGUUUAAUUUGAUCUCUCUUCCGUAUGAGGUCUUGUCCAAUAUCAUAGCAAACAUCGAUUUCGACGAUGUUUUUAACCUUGGUCUCUCCUGCCAGGCAAUGAGGUACUUGCUCACCGAGGAGAGCAUAUGCAAGUUAAUAGUACAAACCCAGAUACCCUUCUGCAAUGAAGCGUUGUCGACCAAGCACGUCACUGGUCAUAGUGCAUCGGCUCUUCGAAGAGUUGCGAAGAGACGAGAGGCUUUUGCUACAGCGAAUCCGUACUCAGUAGCAACGAUUGCGUUCGGCGAUGCAUAUCUUUAUUGCAAAGGCGUCUUAUGCUACACCCUUGAUGACAAACUCAGGAUCCUAAACCUGCAUGAUUCAGCGUGUCAUGAAGUCGUCGUCAGCAUCCCAGGGAUAGUGAGCAAUGCUACCUCGGAAGUCGCUCGUAAUACUAGAGGUAGAUUUCAGGUGUUGUAUUAUUCCGACAGUAUAAUCUCAUGCCUCUACGUAACAUCAGGCAUGGAUGCAAAUUCUUGGCUAUUUACUUUCAACAUUAAAAGCAGAGAGAUUCCUGUCGUAAGAGAAGUGGAUUCCACAGAGAGAAUUUUUGUUCGCCAUGAUGACAAAUAUCUUUACUACGGUACACAUUCAGAGGUUGACAGAGACAAUCACAAGAAAUGGGUAAUUUAUGGCUAUGAUUUCACUCAACGAGAAUGGUUCGACCAAAAAGUCCAUCUUCCCGAUAUGGUAGGGUCAGAGAUUGGAUCGAACAUCUGUUUUGAGUUUCACGACGGUUAUUUCUAUGCUCUAUCCAAUCAAACAUCAUUUGAGGCCGAGGAGAUUGACUGGACUUCAUUCUAUCAUUGCAUCAGAUUUCCGCUCGCAUCACCUUACAAAGAAUUGAUCGAGAAGACAGAGAACCAAAGUAUGUGGCGCCGUCAACACAAAGAAGGUCCCAUCGAUGAUCGAUGGACUACCCUUCGACUUGACACAGAUGAGAGUACCGGAGAGCUCAGAAUACUUGAGUCUCGAAAGGAGUGGUACCAUGGGGCAAGCAGGAGUCAGCGUACUUACUAUACCACACCUAUUGUUUUCCCAACACGAUAUGAUCACAUGGAUGGUGAUAUCUAUCAUUCGGCUGGUAUAUCUAUUCCUUCAACAGAAACAGCGUCUUCCUUCAAUUUUCAAUCAGGACCAUCCUUACCGAUGAACACAGAAUCGAGUACCUCAAAAGAUUACAACAAGUAUGAUAGCCACGAUCUGAACAAUUAUCCCGACGAUCCUAUUUUACGUCUCCUUCAGGACGACGACCAUCCGCAUUAUAUGCCAUCACGGACAAGACUCCCACAAUUUACUCAUCCAGGUUAUGAUGGAUCUUCCAAUCAAACAUUUACACUUGCCAAAUCCCGAAUUAGAUAUUACCACUCUUCUUCAUCUACAUUUCUCGACGUUGUGGAUGACCCUCUUCCAACGGACUGGCAAAGUAAACAACGAUUACGACUUCGAGCCGGUUCCCGAAAAGUUGGCCCACCCCUCGUUUACCCUGCCAAUCACCCCACAAAAGCCGGGUUACUAUGUGAUCCACCAUCUGACACCGAAGACGCCCUGAGCCAAAUGUAUAGACAAUCAGACGUUACUUAUUGGCCCCCGGCACAAGAUCCCGCAAUAGCAAAUGAGGCUUUGGACGAGUUGUACAAGCUAUUGAAUCCGCCCAGCCAUCUCGGUAAUGUGGAAGGCACCGCAGAUGAAAGAAGUCUAGUGUAUGCAACAGGGGGGUAUGACAAACCACAAGCUAUCAUCUUUGUGAGUUUUGAUCCAGCAAUUAAGUUGUCGGGGUUGAGAAAGUGGGGUGGUAUGACUAGAAAGGGAGUAGGUGAGGGGCCACAUAUUGAUGGUAGGGCUACUGGAUAUAUGCCUGAUGUGGAUACCGAGCAGAGUACAAGCUUAGGGUAUGCAGAUGAAGAUACAAAUGAGUAUGAUCAGAUGAUGUAUAAGGAUGCCAUGGAGGCAGAUAGGAGAAUCGGAGAACCAAAGGGGAAAGGCAAGGAAAAGCAAAAGUCCACGGGUACGUCGGCACUGCCUGAGAAUGUCGAUGUCAGUGGACUAGCAUACGUCAAUAUGCAUGGAACAUCUAAUAGUCCCUCCAAAUCAUCGUGGAUGUGGCAUGAGAAAGCAAUGUAUCAAGAUAUCGGACUAGGAUUUUAUUUCGGGAAAGAUCGAGCAACAGCAGGUGAUGAUAAUAAUGGAAAUAGGGAAAAGAAGCCUUCGUUUCUUACUUCUUGA
This is a messenger RNA of Sclerotinia sclerotiorum 1980 UF-70, 2304 nucleotides long. RefSeq lists its product as hypothetical. The transcript is spliced from 3 exons. The coding region runs from base 1 to 2304 and encodes 767 amino acids. The record is from RefSeq and is a predicted model, not a curated record. NCBI's taxonomy places the organism in Eukaryota, Fungi, Ascomycota, Leotiomycetes, Helotiales, Sclerotiniaceae. Gene Ontology annotation, molecular function: protein binding.